Messenger RNA from Aphis gossypii (cotton aphid), 1701 nucleotides. RefSeq names its product glutaryl-CoA dehydrogenase, mitochondrial. Gene Ontology annotation, cellular component: mitochondrial inner membrane. Bases 215 to 1459 code for a protein of 414 amino acids. The record is from RefSeq and is a predicted model, not a curated record. Gene Ontology annotation, molecular function: glutaryl-CoA dehydrogenase activity; flavin adenine dinucleotide binding; fatty-acyl-CoA binding. The transcript is spliced from 4 exons. NCBI's taxonomy places the organism in Eukaryota, Metazoa, Arthropoda, Insecta, Hemiptera, Aphididae. Gene Ontology annotation, biological process: fatty-acyl-CoA biosynthetic process; fatty acid beta-oxidation using acyl-CoA dehydrogenase.
ACGUACGUCCGCAUUGAUAACGGAUAUCAGUUUUUAUUUUUUCGUCUGAUAGCAUAAUGUUAUCGGCGUAGUUCUGUUAUAUUUUUUUCUAAUUUCGUAAAUAAUUAUUAUUCUCUAGAGACCAGAGACUAAAGGUAUCGUAAAUUCUUGAACAUAAUCCGUCUACCACAAUAUUGAUUAACCACCUUCAAUAAUUUUCCGGUUCUUCUUCACGAUGCAGAGCCCAACGUCAAUGGUCUUGAGACAUUAUUGGCGACGUCGUUGUGUGCGUUAUGCGUCAAGUGCACCGAGUUUUGACUGGGAAGAUGCACUUAAUCUUGAUCACAAUUUAACAGAUGAAGAACGACAAUUGAAGACCUCAUUCAGGGACUUUUGUCAGAAAGCACUUAUGCCCAGAAUAUUGAAAUCGAACCGCGAUGCCGUGUAUGAAAAAGAAGUACUCAAAGACAUGGCAUCAAUGGGCGCGUUGGGAUGUACUAUUGGAGCCUACGGUUGUACCAAAGUGUCACAGGUUGGAUACGGUCUCAUCGCUAGAGAAGUGGAAAGAGUCGACAGUGCAUAUAGAUCCGCGUUGAGCGUCCAGUCGUCACUCGUUAUGCAUGCGAUCCACGCGUACGGAACCGAAGAGCAGCGGGAACGAUACCUACCACGUCUUGCUACCGCUGACUUGGUAGGCAGCUUUUGCCUUACCGAACCAAACGCUGGCAGUGACAUUGGGAAGAUGGAGAGCAAGGCAAGAUACGACUCGGACACCAAAUCGUACAUCUUGAACGGAGCUAAGAUGUGGAUAACAAACGCACCUGUAGCCGACGUAUUUGUUGUGUGGGCUAAGUGCGACGAUGGCCGCGUUCGAGGGUUCUUGGUGGAUAGAGGCACAGCUGGUUUCUCAACCUCCGUCAUACCAGGAAAAAUGUCACUGAGGGCGUCUAGUACUGGCUCUGUGUACAUGGACAAUUGUGUGGUGCCCGAGGACAGCCUUUUGCCCGGCGUUUCGGGUAUGGGAGGUCCUUUUAGCUGUUUGAACCACGCCCGUUACGGAAUCGCGUGGGGUGCUUUCGGAGCGGCUGAAGCGUGCUUGGCUGUUUCCCGAUCGUACUGCCUGGAUCGUAAGCAAUUCGGCAAACCGUUGGCUGCCACGCAAUUGAUCCAAAAGAAAUACGCUGACAUGGUCACCGAGAUAUCUAUCGGCUUGUUGGCGUGUUUGCAAGUUGGCAGGUUAAAGGAACAAGGAUUGGUCACACCGGAAAUGAUAUCGUUGAUAAAGAGAAACUCUACCGGUAAAGCGUUGGACAUUGCGAGGUGGGCGAGGGACACGCUCGGAGGAAACGGUAUUAGCGACGAAUACCACGUGAUCAGACAUCUCAUAAAUUUGGAAACCGUUAACACCUACGAAGGCACCUACGAUAUCCACGGUCUGGUAUUGGGCAGAGCGAUCACUGGUAUACAAGCUUUUCAAUAGCUGCUGAAACCUAAACUUCGGAGAGACACGCUUAAAAAAAUGCCGAUUCUAAAUUAUAAAAUGUUACCGAGCAACUAUCCAUUCACCACUGUAGCUAUCGUCUAAUGACCGUUAUAAAUACCAUAUGGUGGAUGUAUAUUGACAGUCUUUUAAUUUUGUGGGUAUUAUAAGUUAUUAUACGUAUACCGUUUUGUUAAUAAUAUAUAUUUACUUUGUGCCUAAUAAAAUAUUUUUAUCUUUAA